This is a messenger RNA of Zychaea mexicana, 1569 nucleotides long. Its product is annotated as Pex12 amino terminal region-domain-containing protein. The transcript is spliced from 6 exons. Gene Ontology annotation, molecular function: zinc ion binding. The record is from RefSeq and is a predicted model, not a curated record. The coding region runs from base 69 to 1202 and encodes 377 amino acids. Gene Ontology annotation, biological process: protein import into peroxisome matrix. NCBI's taxonomy places the organism in Eukaryota, Fungi, Mucoromycota, Mucoromycetes, Mucorales, Lichtheimiaceae. Gene Ontology annotation, cellular component: peroxisomal membrane.
AAUAAGCUUGAGCUGACUGAAAAAAAUAGCCCAACGGUUAUAUUUUGCGGGGUAAUUUGAAAUUAUGUAUGCCUAUUUGCUACUUCCGCAAGAAUAGCGAUUACGAGAAACACAACAUAACGAUGGACAACGCAAACGAUAAUGCAAAGACUAAUGCCGAUCUACUUGCAAUGAACUUUCCUUCAGGCGCUCAGCCUGAUAUAAUUCGUUCGAACCAAAAAGACGUUUACUACCUUGCGGUACUGCAGGAGCAAAUGUCCAGUGUUUGUCAACAGUUCCUCGGAUCGAGACUACAACACCAAUGGCAGAAAGAGAUCAAUACCCUGUCAGACUUUUGUUACUACGGACUGACAACGUUGCUUGGAACACAAACGUUGGGGGAAGAGUACUGUGAUCUGGCCCAGAUCAACCAGUAUGCACAAACAUAUCCUGGUGUCAUUCGACGAGCAUCGCUAGUAUUUGCACAUACUCUUUUACCAUACAUAUACACCCGCACAGUAACAGAGUUGAAACGGCGUGGACGUCGACAACAGCAUACUCGUAACAAUAACGACGAUGAAUCAAUGAGUCUCAAAGACCGAGCCUCGCGCUUUGCUACAGUCUGGUUACAACCAUUGCAGGAAUUCUUUGCCAAGAACGUGCGACCCAUUCAUUUAGCUAUUUUUUACUUUUUCGGUGCCUACUAUAAUUUUUCAAAACGGAUAACCGGUAUUCGCUAUAUUUUUACUCGCCAGUUGGGUCCGCAUGAACAGCGUGUGGGAUACGAAGUCUUGGGUGUGCUCAUCAUUGCCCAGUUGGCCAUCCAAGGCUAUAUGUCUUUGAAGAAGCGCAUGGAGGCUCGCAAGCGGAUCCAGGAAGAAGCAGCGUUGGCAGAAAUCAAAGAAACCGAGGCAUCGGAAAAGGAAGAGCAACAAGUACUUGUUGAUGAUGAUGAUGAUGAUGCUACUGCUAUAAAGGACGAGCAACUUGCAGAUGAUGAAGACUUUGAUUUCAUGGAUAAAUUUGAGGCUGAUGAUCAAGGAGAAGGCGAGCAACAGCAGGGUGAUCAAGAAGAUGAACUCGACGAAGAAGAAAUGCAAAUGCUCAAAUGUGCACUCUGCUUGGAGCCGCGGAAAGUGACAACCUCCACACCUUGCGGCCAUCUGUUUUGCUGGUCAUGCGUGGUCGAAUGGUGCCAAAACAAGGUACAUGAUGUUUUAUAAUUAAGGAUAUAUGCACGCCACAUAUGCAAAGUGAUUGACAUGUUUUGUUUACCUUUUUCUUCCUCCUAUUUCUGCGUCUGUCUAUCGUAGCCUGAAUGUCCUCUGUGCCGUAGUUCGGUGAACAUUUCACAUCUGAUACCAUUGAAUAAUUUCUAGCUUGAUAAUAACAGUGAUAAUAAUUUGCUUUCUUUGUUUUUUGUACUGCUCAAUUGGAGGGACUUUUGAGCCAGGAAAAUACUCGGAUAAUCGUUGUUUGUGGCACCCGGAUUACUAUGCCAUAUAUGGGAUAGGCGUACAAGGGAGGAUGUGGGGUGGAAGUGCAACGUGAGAUGAUAAAUAGCGUCUUAUACGUGUGCAUUUAUCUUUG